Molecule: messenger RNA, 1627 nt
Organism: Rhipicephalus sanguineus (brown dog tick)
Lineage: Eukaryota; Metazoa; Arthropoda; Arachnida; Ixodida; Ixodidae
Product: calcitonin gene-related peptide type 1 receptor-like
Exons: 13
Coding region: 152-1627 (491 amino acids)
Biological process (GO): adenylate cyclase-modulating G protein-coupled receptor signaling pathway; cell surface receptor signaling pathway
Cellular component (GO): plasma membrane
Molecular function (GO): G protein-coupled peptide receptor activity
Source: RefSeq, a predicted model, not a curated record
GCAUAACACCAAGAACGUGUUCAAGUACGAUGACUACAGACAAUACCGAAGAACCCUGAAGGUCUGCCACACAAAGAACUGAACAUCGCCGAAGAGCAAGAAUUACCCGUCCUGGACGAAAGCUUGUGGAACCCUUCGAAUCAUAUACACUAUGCCAUUGAGUCCUUGGCGCCUCCACGUUGUCGUAUCUUUGCUUGCAGUUGGCGGCUUCAGGGUGGCGUGGGCACGGAGCUCCCUGUACGAGAAAGUGCCCGGCACGUGCCGAAUGGAAAGCCAGUUUUACUUGGAACCGCGCUUUUUCGGGUUGAUCACGUGCGCGCGCUGCUACAAGUACAUGGCCAGCCUGGCUUUCAAGAACGCGUCCAGACUUACGUACUGUCGCGGGGCCCGGCUGUGCCGUGGUGGCUGUGACGGUGAGUGCUACACGCCGUACGGCAACAAGAGCGACGUAGAAAUCGUGGACACCUUCGCGAAGAAGCUGUACGCCGACCGAUGGGAGAGCUGCUGCCGAGCUGCUAAACAGUGCUGUCAGGAGAUGCUCGAAGACGAGCUGGCCGAGCCGAGAGACACGAAAGCUGGACCGCGAUGUCCUGCCACAUGGGACGGAUGGACUUGCUUUAAGGACACACCCGCCGGAACGACCGUUCGGAAGCCAUGUCCUACGCACGCGUACUUCAUCACCGAGACACCACAGUGCAUCAAGACAUCGAAAAAAAUUUGCUGGGACAAUGGCACGUGGUACUACAGCCAAGAGUAUGGCAAGGAGUACACCUUCUAUGACUGCGGUUCACUAGAGUAUCAUCGUUCCAUGACCAUCUUCUCCAUCGUGCUUCACUCCCUGUCUGUCGUCGUCCUCGUCCCGGCCAUCGUCAUCUUUUCCGUCUACAAGCAACUCCAGGUUCACCGCAUCUCCUUGCACAAGAACUUCUGCGUCGCCAUGGUGCUGUACGACAUCAGCGUCAUCCUCGUAGACUCGGUCUUCAUCCUGGACCACGUAAACGAGGAGAAGAACAUUCGCGUCAACCAGAAUCCGAACCUGUGCAAGGUGCUGUACACACUCUCACGCUAUUUCCGGCUGUGCCAGUACGCAUGGAUGUUCUGCGAAGGCUUCUACCUGCACAAGCUGAUCGCAUCUGCAUUUGCCGAGCAGAAGUCACUGCUAAUUUUCUACGUCGUGGGAUGGGGUUGCCCUGCCGUCUUCGUGAGCAUCAGCGCCAUCUUGCGAGCCGUACGGACGGGUCACCCUUGCUGGAUGGACAACGUCGAAGGAUAUAACUGGAUCACGCUGGCGCCGGGCCUCUUCUGUCUGUUCGCCAACUUUAUUUUUCUGUGCAACAUCAUCCGCGUACUUGUCACCAAGUUGAGGAGCACCCAUGCCAACGAGCCAAGCCAAUUUCGGAAAGCCGUACGAGCUGUGCUGGUGCUGUUCCCAUUGUUCGGCAUGCAUUUCCUCAUGACUGUGUACCGCAGCCCAUCCAACUGCGGUGCUUGGGAGGUUUAUCAGUACAUCAGCAAAGCGUCAGAUGGCCUGCAGGCAAGACAAAUAUUCCAAUACCUUCAAACCCGGUGCUCGCCUAUGCUACUUUUAUUUUGUGAGAUCCGCUCCCCCGAUCAAGCAGUAAAUUAA